Molecule: messenger RNA, 707 nt
Organism: Pistacia vera
Lineage: Eukaryota; Viridiplantae; Streptophyta; Magnoliopsida; Sapindales; Anacardiaceae
Product: flavin mononucleotide hydrolase 1, chloroplatic-like
Exons: 6
Coding region: 45-707 (220 amino acids)
Source: RefSeq, a predicted model, not a curated record
CAAAACAAACCCAACCCACCACACAAUUCGGAACUACAAUCUGAAUGGCAGCACUGUCUAUGAGAGUACCUACCACACUGAGUUCAACAACAGCAAUCCCUCUAAAACCUUCCUCUAGAAAACCCAUAAGAAUUUCUUUGAAUCCCAGCUUUAAAAACAUUACAAAAAGGCCCCUCAUGGCCUCAUUGAGUGGACAAACUCAACAGAGAAAGCUCCCCAUACUGCUCUUUGACAUCAUGGACACAAUCGUUCGCGACCCUUUUUACCAGGAUGUCCCUGCCUUCUUUGGAAUGCCUAUGAAGGAACUAAUAGAAUGCAAGCACCCAACUGCAUGGCUUGAAUUCGAAAAGGGGCUGAUUGAUGAGAUGGAGUUAGCCAGAAAAUUCUUUAAAGACGGAAGGCCUUUCGAUUUGGAAGGAAAGAGGGAACCUGAUCCUGAUUUUUACUUGGAAGUCGUGAGACAUCUGAAGGUUGAUUCGGGAGAUUGUAUUUUCAUUGAUGACAGGUUAAAGAACGUGGAGGCUGCAACUGAAGUUGGCAUAGUCGGUCUGCAGUUCAAGGGUGCGAUUUUCUGCGUCGUGAUCUCUCCCAAAUGGGAAUCAGCGUUUCAACAAACAAAUUCCCAGAAAAUUUGGCAGGCUGAAGAGAACUGUUUAAUCCGCGACGUUUUUGUUGCCGUUACAAGAUUGAACGUUACUGGAACAUGA